AUGGAGAGCAAAGUUAUCUUUAAAUGUGGAUACGUCUUCUUGAUCUCAUACCAGAAGCUCUCUGGAGAUGGCACGUCUGGUAUCCUUGUGCCGCUUGGAGAAAGCGAGCCAAACGGGUUUAUUCUAGACGAAGAUGUGGAUUGUGUAGAGUUCAUAUUUGUAGCCGAGGGGGAAAGAGUAUCGCCCAACGGAUCAGGGGAAACCCUUGGGGAUUCUAAUCCCUGCUGGGUACGCAAAUGUAAUGGCGACGCAUACGAGUGCGAACGCCGGUGUGCAUUGGAGUGUCCCUCACUAAAGCUGGAAUCUAUCAACUGCUCCUCAGAAUUCUUGCUCGGAGUGACAAUCUUGAGCGAGGUCCGCUGUUUUCUAACAUCUAUCGAAGUUGGUACCACUUCGGCGGUCGAUACAGACGUAGACCUUUCGCGACUCAUUCGUAGGUCAGAAUCCAUGGAUAUCAUCAUGAAUAUGUAUUCUCCUUCCCGAAUGCCCAGGUUUACUGGUUAUAUUGGAAGGAUUAUUUUGCAAGUUUUGAACUGGUUAUUGGUAAUUGUGGGAACCGUUAUCCCCCAUACGAAAUCCACCAGAAUUCAGUGUGAUGCGUGCCCAAACACCAAGGAGACAUUGUUCCCAGUGAAUUUCAAGCUUUUCAAGAACUUAACCACAAAGGAUCUCCAACAUUGCAGCACCAACGACUCCCAAUAUGUUUCCUUUGUGAACCCAAAUGGGACCGUUGAGUUUCGACUAACGGACAAACGCCAACAGCUCUCGCCACUGACAGAGACAGAGUCUCCGAAGAAGAAGUCCGUGGGGUCUUUUGCCAGGUCGGACGAGUUUGUUGCGCUUUCGCCGGUUUCCUCUGUGAAAUCUGGGAACUCUAACUCGAGUUUGUCGAACGAGUCUACCGGUUCGGAAUCCAUGUCCGAAGGCGAAGGUUCUCCUUCGUCCUCCAAAGAUUAUAAAUGUACCUUUUGUGACGCGAAAUUUAAAAUCAAAGGGUAUCUCACAAGACAUAUCAAAAAACACUCUGAGAAGAAGGCCUACACAUGUCCGUUCUACAACGAGAAUUCUUCUCACAGAUGUCAUGUUAAUGGUGGGUUUUCCAGAAGAGAUACCUAUAAAACCCAUUUGAAAGCAAGACAUUUCAAAUAUCCUAAAGGUGUGCGAUCGGGAGAACGUACAGGAGCGAAGGGAUGGUGUUCUGCUUGCGGAGAAGAGUUCUUGAACAACGAGAUCUGGGUGGAGCGCCACCUUGAACUUGGUUCGUGUCCAGGUCUUCCGGACGUCUAUCUCGACAAGUUGAAAAUUGGCAAGAGAAAAACGGGAAAACAUUCGCGAUUGUUAGAUGUGACUUCCUACGACUCGCCAACCAAGAACUCGCAACUCAAAACCGACUCCCCACUAUCAUUGACGUCUACUCCGUCGCCGCAGAUCAGUGGCCCGCUUCCCCCAGGAAUGCUAUUGAAUGUACAAUUGAGACUUCCAGAGCAACACCUCCACCACCCACAACAACGCCCGCUAUUUGCUCCUGUGGCUCAACCCAUUUCGAUAUCCGAAACAGGCUACAUGCCUGAAGAGGAUGAUGAAUACUUGUCGCUGGACUCUGAGAGCUCUCCGUAUGUUUUCAAAACACACGAACGUGCUCUAUGGCAGGUUGCCCAACAACCUCAACAAUCCUACGCCUACACUGGCUAUGCUAUGUAA
Molecule: messenger RNA, 1701 nt
Organism: Ogataea philodendri
Lineage: Eukaryota; Fungi; Ascomycota; Pichiomycetes; Pichiales; Pichiaceae
Exons: 2
Coding region: 1-1701 (566 amino acids)
Biological process (GO): regulation of transcription by RNA polymerase II
Cellular component (GO): nucleus
Molecular function (GO): RNA polymerase II cis-regulatory region sequence-specific DNA binding; DNA-binding transcription factor activity, RNA polymerase II-specific
Source: RefSeq, a predicted model, not a curated record